Messenger RNA from Gaeumannomyces tritici R3-111a-1, 2358 nucleotides. RefSeq lists its product as hypothetical. The transcript has a single exon. The record is from RefSeq and is a predicted model, not a curated record. NCBI's taxonomy places the organism in Eukaryota, Fungi, Ascomycota, Sordariomycetes, Magnaporthales, Magnaporthaceae. Bases 688 to 1920 code for a protein of 410 amino acids.
CUUCCCCAUUGGGUUUUCAAGCACCAAACUGUGGUGACCAGGACCUGGUUGGCUCUGGGACGCCCCAUCUCAGGUGCACGGCCGGGCAUCAUGACAGGUACGGGAAGGCGGCAGACAGUGCUGAUGAAAAUCCGAGCUGCUUGGUCCGACUUCUUGCCUUCUGGCCUGGCGCCCCUCUUGGUUCAUGAUUUUUGUUGCUCCAGGAAGCCUACCAGCACCCAUUUUCCGCCUCAGAAUUGGUCACCCUAAUUGACCCAUGCCACAUACCCGCAAUUAGGUCACCCACGCGUGGCCGUGGACUUGACGGAACAUCUCUAAUCUGCAGUCUGAAAACCUGCCUGGCCGCGUCUGUUGCACAGCCGAAUCCUCUGCUGCUGAUUUGCACCCUCCCAUACCGCGCUCGGUCGACGCAGCCCUACACCAACCCGGCACCACACAACGCCGCUGUGGCCUUGGACGGCUGCUCUAGAGACUUUAGUCCGCGUGGCCGGGUGCUGCCGCUCUUUCAGCUCCUAAUCCUGCUGCCCCAGGGCCCUACCAGCUAAUCUUGGCGGCCCACGACGCACGCACCGGCGCUGCUGCCAGCCGUCCUCCUCGACCGCACGAGACCCGACCGACCGAAUCGCCCGCGGCCGAAUCUUGCGCGCUGGUUCAGCUCCAAGUGGCCACGGCCGAAAGCCUGUCGCCAUGAGGUUGCUACGCGGCAAGUCGGUCCCUGGCCUCAGGUUCAUACCCGUGGUGUGCCUCCCGUGCAGGCUCAUUCCACCGCGCGCCCUCAAGAUAAUACUACGCGUCGCCGUCAUCAUCACCAUCGUGUCCGUCGCCAUCGUGCUCUACCUGCGGCGAAUAUGCCUGCUCGGCGGCUACCCGGGCAUAUACGGCGGGACGUGCUGGAGGGAUCGAGCCUACGCCUCGGCCGAGGUCGAGACAUACGACCGCUCGCUGCCGAGCCCCGUGCCGACCGUCCACUUCGUUGUUGCCACUACAAGGAAGGAGUGGCUACUCGGGCAGACGGCGUGGUUGACGGAAGCCAACCUGGCCGGCCUGCUGGGCUUGCCCGCGGACAAGGUGGCACUCAAGCGAUACGUGGCCGACGACCCCAAGGCCGAGUACCACCCCGUCACAAACAAGGGCCACGAGACGUCGGCGUACCUGACGUACCUCUCGACCCACUACGAGAAGCUACCCGACGUGGCCAUCUUUAUGCACGCGAGCGAGUUCCCCUGGCACACGGAGCUGAUGAUGCUCGGGUCCAUGUCGUACGUGCUCCAGCGCAUAGACAUGAACCACAUCCUCAAGUACGGCUACACCAACCUGCGGGUCAGCUGGAUGAGCGGAUGCCCGGACUGGAUCAACACGACCAUCUCGGCAAAGGACUCGGGGAAGAAGGAGGAGCCGCUCGUCAAGCAGGCGUGGAUCGACAACUUUGCGGCCAAGGGCGCGGCGCACAGGAGCGCGCCCGAGAUCCUGGGCGUGCCGUGCUGCAACCAGUUCGCCGUGACGCGGGCCGCCAUGCAGCGCAAUAAGAAGGCACAGUACGACCGCUCGCUCGAGUGGCUGCAGACCACGCCGCUCGACGACACGCUCUCGGGCCGCGUGUGGGAGCACAUGUUCCACUACAUGUUCACGGGCAAGGCCGUCGAGUGCCCGCUCGAGCGCAAGGCCUACUGCUCGCUGUACAGGAUAUGCCUCGACCAGGACGACUGGCGCACCUACAGCGCCGCCGUCGAGGAGGACCUCAAGCUUCGACUGUCGCUCAUCAGCCCCUACGCCGUCGUCUGGCGCCCCUGGUGGGGCUGGCACUUCACCCGCCGUCUCGAAACGCUAGGCAACACGAUAAUACGGCUGCGGCACAAGGGCCUUGUGCAGGGCAAGCAUGCCGAGGCCCUCCACAGCGUCGGCGACAUCUACGCCGAGUGAGCUGGGUUUUGCGGGUCGGUUCGGACCUAUUAGGGGGUUCGUUAUGAUAAUGGGGGCUGUCUUUUUCUCUUGCCUGUCUUUUUUGUUUUUAUUAUCUUCAUGUGAAUGUUCGGGUAGGCGUGAUGGAAACAUUCAAAACAACCAGGGUCAGGGGCAUAAUCCGAUGAGUUCACGUUGGCGCUAGAGCAGAUGGGGAUAGAUUUUAUUGUACAUGAGGCGUUGGUGCACCCUCUGUGGCUCUCGUCACGGCUUCUGUGGACAUGGACUGUAGGGAGUCCCCAGGCGUCUGACUCCCGUCUCUUGGUACCCAGAUAGAGGCAUGUGUUUGUUGUGUAUAACCACAUUGACUUGGCGGGCAACGGCGAAUAUGAUUUCUUUGGUGGCAGCCAUGAUGACGUGGUCAAUCAAAGUGCUUACAGAUAAUUCAUGUUAUUCGUC